Messenger RNA from Dermatophagoides pteronyssinus (European house dust mite), 1328 nucleotides. RefSeq names its product prostatic acid phosphatase-like. Lineage: Eukaryota; Metazoa; Arthropoda; Arachnida; Sarcoptiformes; Pyroglyphidae. Gene Ontology annotation, molecular function: phosphatase activity. Gene Ontology annotation, biological process: dephosphorylation. The record is from RefSeq and is a predicted model, not a curated record.
UUAAAUUUAUGCUUGUGUAUUGUCUUCAACAACAAUUCAAAAUGUUGAAAUUAUAUUUGACAUCAAUUUUUUUCUUAUUGAAGUUAUUGAACGUUAAUAGUGCACUAGUUCUUGAUUCUGUUUUUGUUGUUCUUCGACAUGGUGAUCGUAAUCCAUUACAUAUUUAUCCAAAUGAUAAAUAUAAUAAAGAAUAUUGGAAUCAGCAUGGCGGUUUAGGAAAUAUGACCAAUAAAGGUGAAAAUCGAAUCCGAGUGGCUGCAAAUAAUUAUCGCCAACAAUAUGAAAUGUUACUAAACAAAAGUCAUGAAUUAAGCAAUCAAAUAAUAACUUCAACAAGUGUACGUGCUAUAAAAACGGCCGAUAUAUUCAUGGAAGUAAUCAAUGAAACGGUAAAAUUUGAACGCAAUGAUAAAAUGUUAAGCUCAAGUUCUGUAUGCAAAAAAGCUAAAAAAAUUCAAGAUGAUUUGCUGCUCCAAAAAGCAACAGAACUAAUGCCCAACAAGACAUUCAUCGAUAAUCUUAGUAAAAAAACCGGUGAAAAAUAUACGGACGAUACAUUAAAAAAUUUACGUUUAUUAACCGAUUUGGCAGAUACAUUAAAGAUUGAACGAGAUCAAAUGAAAUUGAACGUUUCCGAUUGGAUCACCGAUAAAGAAACAGCCAAUAUUCUGUCAGAGUUGGAGAAGAAAAGUUUCGCAGCAAUGACAAAUGAUCAGGAACUUCAACGUCUGCGUGCUGGUUUAUUGUUGAAAAAUAUUCUUGAUCAAAUGGAAAACAAUUCCAGUCAACGAUUCUUUUUAUAUUCAACGCAUGAUUAUAAUCAAAUUGUAUUGUUACAAGCAUUGAAUCUAUAUGAUCAACUAGAUAACAAUAGUGUACCACCAACAUACGUCAGCGGUGUUGUGCUUGAAGUUUAUCGUAAUGAAAGUGAUAAACAACAAAAUAAAUCGAUUCGUUUUAUUUAUCGUCAAUUCUUAGACGAUGAAAAUGGUACAAUAAUUAAAGUUGAUACUCAAAUGGUUCCAGAAUUAUGCCAAACAGAAUUACAAUUUCAUGAUGGAACAGCUAUAAAUACCCAAAAAUUUUGCACUUGGGAACAAUUUAGCAAUGAAUUAUUGAAAAAUCUAAUACCAGAAAAUUGGGAUAAAGAAUGUAUGAUUUCCGGGGCCAUGAAACCAGUGAUAACAUUCAUGGUAUUCAUCAUUACCAUAUUGACAACUUAUUUUUUAACGAAUUGAAUUUGAAUGUUUUAAAUCUUUUCUCAUUAGCAUUAUAUUCUAUUAUUUUCAUAUUUCACACAAUUUUAAUGAUUAAUAAUCAUGAAAAUG